Molecule: messenger RNA, 1473 nt
Organism: Bipolaris victoriae FI3
Lineage: Eukaryota; Fungi; Ascomycota; Dothideomycetes; Pleosporales; Pleosporaceae
Exons: 1
Coding region: 1-1473 (490 amino acids)
Cellular component (GO): cytoplasm
Molecular function (GO): oxidoreductase activity
Source: RefSeq, a predicted model, not a curated record
AUGGAGCAACGAGCCAGUAUCCCUGUCUUACCACCAAUCGCAAACCCUCUACCUUCAUACUGGCAAAUUCCACGAUCGCCUCUUGCCAAUGUUAUCGAAUCCGAGACCGAUAACCCCACCAAACCUUACGACUAUGUCAUCAUUGGUUCUGGUAUCUCGGGUGCCAUGAUUGCUCAUAACCUUCUCGAAAAGAGACCAGGUGCACGUAUAGUGAUGCUGGAAGCACGUGAAGUUUGUUCCGGUGCGACAGGGCGUAAUGGUGGGCAUACGAAAGCGGCAAGUUAUCGGACUUAUAUGCAACACGUUAAGACCCUCGGAAAACAAGAGGCGCUCAAGAUUGCAAGACUAGAGUACGCAAACAUCGUCGAAACACAUCAACUAGCCGAAACAUUAGGCAUAGACUGCGAAAACAAGCUUUGCAACACUGUCGACCUUAUCUACGAUAAAUCCACUUUUGAGGCAGGGAAAACAGCUAUCCAGGCAUUGCGUGGUGACACUGAGGAUCAUGAGAAAGAAGUCGGUAAAGCUGCAUGGUAUCAGAUCCAUGAAGAUACAGUACAAGUCCAAAAACAAUUCUUCGUUGCACCAGAGUUCUCUAAUUCUACACUGAAAGAGCGAGAGAGGCUGGAAGGUGCUUUUGAAUACGUCGCAGGUCGCGUGCACGCAUACCGCUUCACUACAGGCGUACUAUCAAGAUGCAUCAAGAAAGGCCUGCAGCUACGCACAAACACAACAGUCGAUAGCAUACAGCCAUCGAAGGAAACCGGCACGGACAGCAUCACCCGUUGGGAUAUCAUAACCAAACAUGACACCAUCUCAACCGCACAAGUCAUCGUCGCAUCAAACGGCUACACACCCUACAUCCUCAAAGAACUCCAAGGCGCCAUAGUCCCCAUGCGCGGUCAAAUCACCGUCCAACGCCCCGGCAGCGCUACCAAACUCCCCUCUCCCCUCCCAACAACCUACUCCUUCAUCGGCUGCGACGGCUACGAAUACAUGAUCCCGCGCCCGCUCCCCUCCGGCAGCCAGCACAUCGUCAUCGGAGGCGGUCUCGCACGUCUGCCCGAUGGUGGCGCCGCCGAAUUCGGAAUCGUAGACGACGCCUCGCUGAACCCGGCUAUUUCCGCCUACCUCCGCGAAACACUAACGGGGUACCACGGCACUGAGAACUGGGGCGAGGCGACGGAGGCUGAGGCUGAGAAGCGGGUCGAGAGUGAGUGGACGGGCAUUAUGGGGGCGACGGCGGAUGGACAGCCGUUUGUAGGCGAGGUUCCUGGGAAAAAGGGUGUGUGGGUUUCGGCUGGGUUUAAUGGGCAUGGCAUGGUGCUUUGUUUGAAGUCGGCGGAGGCGUUGGUGGGGAUGAUUGAGGGGGUUGCGGUGCCAGAGUGGUUUCCGGGGAGCUUUUUGAUAUCGAAGGAGAGGGUGGAGAAGUGUCGGUUUAGAGGGAGGACGGAUUUGAUUGGUGAGGAGUGA